AUGAUUGUCACUAUUCGAAUUGGUUUUGUAUUGAUAUUAGCAGUAUUAUUCGUUGUCGUUCAUGCUAGUACUGUGACUCGUUGUCCUGAUAACGAAGAAUACCGUGAAUGUGGUAGUGCUUGUCAAGAAAAUUGUACAGAUACACCUAAAUACUGUACAUAUCAAUGUGUUCCGGGUUGUUUUUGUAAAACAGGCUUUGUCCGUGCAACCGACGAUAAAAGUAAGUGUAUACCACAUUCCAAUUGUUCUUGCCGUGCCAAUGAAUUUUACAACGAAUGUGGCUCAGCUUGUCCCGAUACGUGCACAGAUAGGUCGCAAUUGUGUACGAAACAGUGUAUACCGGGUUGUUUCUGCAAAAGUGGUUUCAUUCGUUUGAAUAAUCAGACGGACAGUCCAUGCAUUCCUGAAUCUGAAUGUAGCAAUGCUUUAUGUCAUGAUCCCAAUGCAGAGUACACAGAAUGCGGAUCAACAUGUCCACAGACAUGUGACGACGAACGUAAUCCAAUGUUAAAAUUUCGAGUUUGCCCAACAGUUUGCCGUGCAGGAUGUUUUUGUAAAAGCAAUUAUGUCCUUGGAGAGAAUGGCAAAUGUGUAAAACCCGAAACUUGCUGUCAAAUUAUCAAUGGAUCAUAUAAAGCAUGUGCUGCAGUUUGUCUACAAUCAUGUACAAACAAGACUGGCUUGCCUUGUUUUCUUCCGUGUGCUUCUGGUUGCUUCUGUGACCAAGAUUAUACACACAAAAGUAAUGAAAUAAACAGCCCUUGUGUUCAUAAAACAACAUGUUAA
Molecule: messenger RNA, 786 nt
Organism: Rotaria socialis
Lineage: Eukaryota; Metazoa; Rotifera; Eurotatoria; Philodinida; Philodinidae
Source: the annotation of a GenBank genome assembly